Messenger RNA from Naegleria lovaniensis, 1737 nucleotides. RefSeq lists its product as uncharacterized. Gene Ontology annotation, molecular function: guanyl-nucleotide exchange factor activity. Bases 1 to 1737 code for a protein of 578 amino acids. Gene Ontology annotation, cellular component: plasma membrane. The transcript is spliced from 2 exons. The record is from RefSeq and is a predicted model, not a curated record. NCBI's taxonomy places the organism in Eukaryota, Heterolobosea, Eutetramitea, Acrasida, Naegleriidae. Gene Ontology annotation, biological process: Ras protein signal transduction; positive regulation of GTPase activity.
AUGUUACUGUACAUUAGAAUUUCGGGAUUUACUCCUAUCGUGCUGAAUUUAAAAGAAUCGGAUUUGAGGCCUCAACACUGUGUUGAAAUUGUGAAUGAAUAUUACAGUAAAUUGUAUGAUGGUAAACCGCCUUCACCUUUACGGCCUCAUAAAAUCAUUACAUUUGCCAAUAAUGAUAAAUUAUUGGUGUUCAACAGAGAGGAAACCUUCAAUUCAAAAUUCACUCUUCCCAUUCAACAAAUGAUUCCGAUUUAUGAUGAGCCACCUGCCUGUAUUGAAUCAAUUAAUUAUGUCAAAUCUCCAAUGCCCAAGCUGUAUCCGUACAAUGUUCCGAAAUAUGUGAGCCUUAAUCGGCUCAUCCUAUUACUGACCGAUGAGAAGAGAUCGGAACCGUUCCUUUCCUCAGUGUUUUGGUGGUGCUAUCGUGGAUUUGUCAAGCCGAAAAUCAUUUUACAAAAGUUAAUUGAGAGAUUUGAUGUCCCUCUAUUGCAAUCUAGUACUCCCGAAAAUGGAAUACCACCAUCUUCUCCCUCUUCUGCGUUCUCGUCAACAGUGGCUUCAUCUCCCUCCUCGCUUACCUCACCAUCAAACAACGCUCCCCCAUGGUCACCAUUUGCCAUGCUAGAUUAUCAGCCUUCUCUCGACGAAAUGCAUUACAAUAUCGACGUUCGAAGUAAUAUUCAACUCUCUGUUGCCAAAUUAUUACUGGACUGGGUCGAGAAGUAUUAUUUUGAUUUUGAUGACAAGAUGGUUCGUCAAUUGUCUAAUUUUUGUACCUCUCGAAUGAUGGAGAGCGUGGCCUCGUUCAUUGCAAAGAAAAUACUCCAAGCCAUGAAAACUUCCUCUCGACUGCCUCAUUGGGAGCAGCAACAAGUUGAGGAAAAGAAGAUGCAACAAAUGGCCACACAAGAAGUUUUCCCAGUAAAUGUUGACUCUUCACCAGAGUCAAAAAAGUCUGGCCAACCUUCAACACCUAAAAACAUCAAUACCACUAUGGAUUCAAAACAAAUCUCAUUAUUGAAAAUGGAGCCCAAAGAGAUUGCUGAAACACUCACUCUACUCGAUCACAGCAUUUACAACAAGAUCAAAUUCACGGAAAUGUUGGGCCAGUCAUGGAAUAAGGAUAAGAAGCGUUUCAUGGCUCCAAAUAUUAUCAAUGUCACCACACUCUUCAACAAGAUUAGUAAUUAUUGUGUGCACCAGAUUGUGAGUGAACCUAACAUCAUGUCACGAAAGAAAAUUCUGGAAAAUCUAUUCAAGACUUGUGAAAUAUUGCGUGAAAUGAAUAGUUUCAAUAUGGUCAUGGCCAUCUACAGUUCCUUUGUAUCAUCGUCAGUCUCCCGUCUCACCGACACCUGGGGGAUGUUGGACGAAAAGUGCACUAAACAAUACGAAGACAUUUGCAAGUUCGUCUCGACAGACAACAACCAAAGAAUUCUCAGGGAUGCUAUGGACAAGGCAUUUGCAGAUGGCGAAGCAACCACACCAUAUUUGGGAAUUUACCUUCGUGACUUGGUGUUCACAGAUGAUGGUAACCCAACGUUGAUUGAUGGAAAGUUGAAUUUCUUUAAGGCCAUCAAUCAAUAUGCCAUCAUGUUCAAUAUUUUGAGAUUUCAAGGAAGAGAAUAUACAUUUGUCAUGAAAGAAGAAUUGCAGAUGGCUAUUGAAAGCUACAAACCAAAGAGCGAGGAUGAACUCUACAGCAUGUCACUCAAAACUCAGCCUCGAAAGCAGUAA